AUGGUUAAGCCGGUCGUUACAAAGGAUGUUGUAAAGAAGCGCACAAAGCGCUUCACUCGUCACCGCUUCGAGCUCUUUCCUCAGCUGAGCUCUAGCUGGCGCAAGCCGCGUGGCGAAGACUCUCCGGUCCGUCGCCGCUACAAGGGCCAGAAGCCGAUGCCCAACAAGGGUUAUGGUAGCGACCGCGCUACCAAGUACAUUACUCCGUCCGGCUUUCGUAACUUCCCCAUUAACAAUGUGGAGGACCUGUACAUGCUCGUGAUGCAAAAUCGUAAGUACGCUGGUGUCAUUUCUCACACCAUCGGGGCCUGCAAACGCAAGGCAAUUGUUCGCAAGGCUAUGGAGCUAGAUGUGCGUCUGUCCAACGGGAGCGCAAAGCUGUGCAAGAUCGAUAACCACUAG
This is a messenger RNA of Leishmania braziliensis MHOM/BR/75/M2904, 402 nucleotides long. RefSeq names its product 60S ribosomal protein L32. NCBI's taxonomy places the organism in Eukaryota, Euglenozoa, Kinetoplastea, Trypanosomatida, Trypanosomatidae. Gene Ontology annotation, biological process: translation. The record is from RefSeq and is a predicted model, not a curated record. Gene Ontology annotation, cellular component: cytosolic large ribosomal subunit; ribosome. The coding region runs from base 1 to 402 and encodes 133 amino acids. The transcript has a single exon. Gene Ontology annotation, molecular function: structural constituent of ribosome.